UUGUGUGUGUUUCAGUGUGAAGAUCGCGGCGGGGGCCGUCGUGUGUGUGGAGAGUGACAUCAGAGGAGACGUGACCAUCGGUACAGCCCUUCAGUUCAUCUCAGAAAGCACUGGAAGGUUCCGCUCCGGGAGAAAACGUCUCCAAACAGUUCUUGUUGGGGUUUCAGGAGCCAGGACCGUGGUUCACCCGAAGGCGCGGAUCAUCGCGGAGGCCGGACCCAUCGUGAUCGGAGAGGGAAACCUGAUCGAGGAGCAGGCCCUGAUCAUCAACAGCUAUCCUGAAAACAUCCUUCCAGACGCAGAGGACGUCGAACCCAAAACCAUGAGCAUUGGGAUCAAUAACGUGUUUGAAGUCGGCUGCGUGUCUCAGGCCUUGAAAAUUGGGGACAACAACGUCAUUGAAUCCAAAGCUGAGGUCGGGAGGAACGUGAUCCUGAGCAGCGGAUGCAUCGUUGGCGCGUGUUGUCAGGUGAACACGUGUGAAGUGAUUCAAGAAAACACGGUUAUCUACGGCUCUGAGUGUUUGAGACGCGUGCAGACUGAAAGACCGCAGCCUCAAACGCUGCAGCUGGACUUCCUGAUGAAGAUUUUGCCCAAUUACCAUCAUCUGAAGAAAACAGUGAAAGGAAAUUCCACUCCGGCGAGAAGCUAAUAUAUCAAAUAUAACGAGGUCGUGAACACAGAUCUGGCUCGCUUACAGUGAUGUUUCUGUAUUAUAGUGUUGUAGGUUGUGUUGUAAGUUAUUGAUGGCACAUUAAAUCCUCAUGUAGCUGGUGUCUAA
Molecule: messenger RNA, 781 nt
Organism: Cyprinus carpio (common carp)
Lineage: Eukaryota; Metazoa; Chordata; Actinopteri; Cypriniformes; Cyprinidae
Gene: dctn6
Product: dynactin subunit 6
Exons: 6
Coding region: 323-652 (109 amino acids)
Biological process (GO): mitotic spindle organization
Cellular component (GO): dynactin complex
Molecular function (GO): dynein complex binding
Source: RefSeq, a predicted model, not a curated record